ACAUUUUAAACAAUCAAAGAACGUCGCUCGUUCCGAUCGUGUGUGCUUAUAGUAAAUAUAGAAAAAAACGCCCGCCGGUGGAACUUUGUACGAACUUAAAAAAUACUCGAUAAAAGGAUUACAAUUAUUACGAGUUUUUCUAAAAAAAAGGAUAUCAAAUCGAAAAAAUACACAUUAUAGUGAAUUUAUAGAAAAAAUAAAGAAAAAUGGCACGGUGUAAACUUUUACCACUAGCAAUGCUGCUAGUGUUGCAUGCAGCAUUUGCAGAUGUGGGCUCAAAUAUAUUCCUCACUGGUGUUUAUAAAAAUUCAAUUGAUUCACAUCCCGUAUCAUCAUCGGAAUAUGAUAAUUCGAUAAGUAAAAAUAUUUUCCUGGAACAUGCAAUCUUCAGUAGGCAAGCUCAGCCAUUCAGUGCACCAAAAUAUUUACCCCCUAAGGAGUACAUUAAGUGCGGUGGUGGACAACAAUGUGUGAAGAAAAAUAUUUGCCAAGGAGGUUAUUUCACAAAUAAUCCAAAUGGUUAUAUUCAGAACUGUGAACCAGAGACUGAUGUUUGUUGUACAUAUCGUGCACCACCAACAACAACGACAACAACCCAGCGUCCAUCGGUACCAUGCUCAGGUGAUUCAGAUUGUGUUGCACCAAGUCAAUGUACUCGUGGAACAAUAAAUGAUUCAAAUUAUGCCAAGACAUCAUCGGCUACCCGUUGUUAUGCACCUGAAGUGUGCUGUCGCUUACCGGCUACUGCAUUAACUCCAGAUGGUUAUGUUUUGACUGUACCAGAGGUGCCAUUCCCACAACCACAACCACCAGCACCAAGACCGCCAACAUAUCAACCACCAGUCUCAAGACCACCAACCUAUCAACCACCAGCACCAAAACCACCAACUUAUCAACCACCAACUUAUCAGCCACCAGCACCAAAACCACCAACUUAUCAACCACCAGCACCAAAACCACCAACUUACCAACCACCAGCAUCAAAACCACCAACUUAUAUUCCACCUGCACCACCAGCAACGCCAUCAUACCAGCCACCAGCACGACCAACUUAUCAACCACCACAACCACCAAAGCAACCAAGCUACAUUCCACCUGCACCACCAGCAACUCCAUCUUACCAACCACCAGCUAGGCCAUCUUACCAGCCACCAUCAGCUCAACCACCAACUUAUGGCCCACCACCAGCUACACCAGCAAGGCCAACUUAUCAACCACCAGCACCACAAGGGCCAUCAUACAUUCCACCUGCACCACCAGCACCAACACCAGCUAGACCAUCUUAUCAACCUCCAACUCCACAACGUCCACAAUACAUUCCACCUUCCCCACCUGCGCCACCAGCUUACAAACCACCAACUUAUAUUCCCCCUGCAUCUCCAUCAUCUCCACCAUACCAGCCACCUACUCCACAAGCUCCACAAACACCCCGUCCACAACAGCCCCGUCCUCAACCACCAAGUGUUCAACCUCUGCGUCCACAACCUCAACCUCAGCGUCCACAACCUCCCCAACCUCAGCGUCCACAACCUCAACCCCAGCGUCCACAACCACCUCAACCUCAGCGCCCACAACCCCAACCUCAACGCCCACAACCCCAACGUCCUCAAUCAAAUCCUACCCCUGGAUACCUUCCACCAAGACAACCCCAAGAACCACAACAACCUAACUAUGAAGGUAGCCCAUCGAACGAAGUGCCACAACGCGGUGAAGACAUUCUGUCAGAACCAAUUUACCCAUCAAGGAAGCCUCCAGUAUUCGACAACAAUCUAUCGCCAUUCGCCCCACAAAAGUGUGCUGCCGCUCUAAUUUGUACCGAUAUCAACUACUGCGAUAGCCAAGGAACCAUUACAAGCUCUCCAUCAAAUUUGUCGCCACAACAAAGUGCAUUCCGUGCACCAUUGUCUGAUUGUACGAUUGAAGGAUCAGGAGCUCCAGGCAAGUGUUGCCGUGACUCGAACUACGUUGAUCCAUGGCCAGUUAACCCAACUGGACAGUGUGCAACAAGAAAUAAGAACACAAAACCACGUGGAGUUACAGAAGAAGAUACUUCAUUCGCUGAAAUCCCAUGGCAGGCAAUGGUCUUGAAGGAAUCAACUAAGUCACUUCUUUGCGGUGGUGCUAUUAUCGGUUACGGAAUGGUUUUGACCACUGCCUCAUGUCUUGCUGGUGAACCAACAAAGGAUGUUCUUGUGAAAGCUGGUGAAUGGCAAUUGGGUAUCGAUGACGAACCCCUUCCCUUCCAAUUGGUCCGUGCUUCGGAAAUCGAAGUUCAUCCUGGAUACGAUGCAGCUACUGGACAAAAUAACUUGGCCAUUAUCCUCUUGGAGAAGAACCUUCAAACUGCCAUUCAUAUCAAUCCUAUUUGCAUUAGCGACAAGGAUCCUAGCCCAUCAGAAAGAUGUAUUGUCACUGGAUGGGGAAAGGAUGCUUUGAGAAUUCAUCAACAAGGAGCUCUUAUGCAUCAAACACCAGCUGAUGCUGUUGGCCGUAAUGAAUGCGGAGCCAGCUCAUCUCAGGUGUGUGCAAGGACAAAGUACGACGCGUGCAACGUUGACUACGGUAGUGCCUUGGCCUGUGGAACAGGUGAUAGCUACACCCUUAAGGGUACAUUCACAUCAGAAGACCAGUGUGGAAGCUCUGUGGCGACCUUUGCCAAGCCAGACAUUAAAUGGAUCAAUACUGCCUUUAAUUCAAACAGCCGUGCUUUGACACUCGGUUAGGUUUUAAGCUAUCUCAACUAAAACUAAAAAAAAACUUAGAAUUUGGUACCUUGGUGCAAUUUUAGAUCCUAUUUUUGGUGUAAAAAUUGAUAAAUUUUGUGUUAAAAAUUGUUUGUGAAGUGUUUCAACGAAAAAAAAAGAACAAAAUCACUCUCAAACAACAACAAAACUUAUACAACUCAUACAAACAAACGAAUACUGUCAUUAGAUGUUAAUUUAAUUUAAUUUAAGUUAAGUUUUAUUUUUUCUUAUAAAUAAGCUAUUUCGUAUUUUUAAUUUUAUAAUUUUAACUCCUACCUACCAGCUUCUAAUACCUGUAAUUUUACUCUUACAAAAAAAAUUGUAUAGAAUCUCAUUAAUCUAUACAUACUCCUAUAAAUCUUUCGCUUAAUUUUUUUUUUGUUUUUAUAAUUUUUUGUAUAUUCCUGCUAUUUAUAAUUUUUU
Messenger RNA from Episyrphus balteatus (marmalade hoverfly), 3167 nucleotides. RefSeq names its product inactive serine protease scarface (gene scaf). NCBI's taxonomy places the organism in Eukaryota, Metazoa, Arthropoda, Insecta, Diptera, Syrphidae. Bases 207 to 2723 code for a protein of 838 amino acids. The transcript has 7 exons. Gene Ontology annotation, biological process: proteolysis. The record is from RefSeq and is a predicted model, not a curated record. Gene Ontology annotation, molecular function: serine-type endopeptidase activity.